CGCUGCAUCCACACGCCGUCAGCAAGCAGUCCUCGACGCCCAGCCAUGGCCCUGUGGACGCGCCUCCUGCCCCUGCUCGCCCUGCUGGCCCUCUGGGCGCCCACCCCCGCCCAGGCCUUCUAUUUCGAGCACCUGUGCGAUGAGGAUCUGGCGGAGAUGCUGACCAUAAUAUGUGGAGAUCAGGGCUUCAGAAAUCCCAAGGCCACGCGGGAGCUGCCCGACCCGCAGGAGGGGGAGGUGGACAUGGGCGCAGGUGGCCAGAAGGCCCUCACCCUGGAGCAGCUCCUGCAGAACAGUGACAUCCCUGCUCGCCUGCUGGCCCUCUGGGCGCCUGCCCCCGCCCCCGCUCAGUCCGGGGAGCAGCGCCUGUGCGGUGAGGAUCUGGUGGAUACGCUGACCAUGGUGUGCGGAGAUCGGGGCUUCUACAGUCCCACGGCCCUCCGGGAGCUGCCCGACCCGCAGGAGGGGGAGGUGGACAUGGGCGCAGGUGGCCAGAAGGCCCUCACCCUGGAGCAGCUCCUGCAGAACAGUGACAUCGUGGACAUGUGCUGCAACAACUUCUGCUCAUUCUACCAGCUGGAGUACUACUGCAACUAGGCCGCCCUGGGCCUGGCCGCUCCCUGCCCCCCGAGACCCAAUAAACCCCUGAACCAGC
Messenger RNA from Myotis brandtii (Brandt's bat), 655 nucleotides. Its product is annotated as insulin. The transcript has 5 exons. The record is from RefSeq and is a predicted model, not a curated record. Gene Ontology annotation, molecular function: hormone activity. Gene Ontology annotation, biological process: positive regulation of protein secretion; glucose homeostasis. Bases 46 to 597 code for a protein of 183 amino acids. Gene Ontology annotation, cellular component: extracellular region. NCBI's taxonomy places the organism in Eukaryota, Metazoa, Chordata, Mammalia, Chiroptera, Vespertilionidae.